AUGGGAUAUUCCAUCUCCGAGGCCACCUCUGCCCUCGACGCGGCGCGCGACAAUCUCACCAAGGCGACUGAUCUCCUUGCCUCGAAGCAAUUAGACAGGUCGCUCUCAGUCCGAGGUUCGUUCGACGCCCCCACAACUGCUCCCUCGAGAGCUCGAAGUGGCGCUAGAGGCGGCGGUCGCUCCGGUCGUGGUGGGGACAUGAAGUUUGCCAUCGACAUGGAAGACGAUCCUGGAUUCGAUCCUGUGAGCUGCACUUUUUGCGUUCGGUACUUUUUUUCCAUUCUGCAGUUCGUCUUCAGCGAAAAGACGCAUGUUUCUUGCAUCAACUGCCUCCUGUCUAUAUGUUUUACUUGUCCAAUGUGCCAUAAAGCACACAUGAGUUAA
Molecule: messenger RNA, 384 nt
Organism: Dibothriocephalus latus
Lineage: Eukaryota; Metazoa; Platyhelminthes; Cestoda; Diphyllobothriidea; Diphyllobothriidae
Source: the annotation of a GenBank genome assembly